GGCUGCUUUGCGCUAUUACAUCAGCAAACUCAGUCUUUCUGUAUCCGGGUCGGCGGAUCAUGAUGGCGGCCGCCGUGGACAAAACAGCCGGGAUGAGUAAAAUGCUGCAGUUUAUGAAACUUAUCGGACAACUGAAAAGGGUGCCGCGGACUGGCUGGGUGUACAGGAAUGUGAAGAAGCCGGAGAGUGUGUCCGACCACAUGUACCGCAUGGCCAUGAUGUCUCUGACCAUCACUGACCCCACAGUGGACAGGGACAGGUGCAUAAAGCUGGCUCUGGUUCACGACAUGGCAGAGUGCAUUGUGGGAGACAUCGCGCCAUCAGAUAACAUCAGCAAAGCAGAGAAACACAGGAGAGAAGAGCAAGCGAUGAAGCAUCUAACGAGUCUUCUUCCAGAGGCUCUCAGACAGGAAGUCUACGCACUGUGGGAUGAAUAUGAAACUCAGAGCAGUGCAGAGGCACGGCUGGUGAAACAGUUUGACCAGCUGGAGAUGAUCCUGCAGGCGCACGAGUAUGAGGAGCUGGAGGGAACACCAGGAAGACUGCAGGAGUUCUUUGACUCCACAGCCGGUCGUUUCCACCACCCGGACGUUCUCCAGCUGGUCAGCUCUAUGAACAAAGAGCGAGAAAGUCACAUGACCAACACAGAUGGCACAAGGACGUCUGAGCAAUCGCAGGCUGCUGAUUCGGCGCCUGAACAAGACCACACAACAUCACACACUUCCUGACUGUAACACGCACACAGUGAACAGGACUUCUCAGUUAGCGGACAGAGAUGCUGGAUUCAGACAAACUAUCUGUACAGGGACGCACAAGCUGUAAUAUUGUUUUUGUUUUGUCUAAAUCACACCAGUUCAUUGUUUUAGUCAUUGUUUUAUAUGUUUGCAGUUUACACAGAUUAUUGCGUAUUUUAAACCUGCAAGACAAAGUUCAAAGCAAAGACAGGAGAUUUUAAGUAGCGAAUGACUUUUAAGGAAGCGCUACGUUUGUUUUAGUUAAUUACAUAUUAUUUAGUAACACCAUUUCUUGAUCUUGUGUUUGUGACAGCUUGUGUUUUUCGGUUAUUUCAUACUAUGUACAUCUUUACUGUUUAUUACUUGAAUGUGAAUCAGGUAUGAAUCUAAAAAGGAUGCGCUCACACUUGGCUCCAGAAAGUAAACUUAGAGGCUUCAAAACCCAAGUUUGGCAUCGCAUUUAUAACUGUAGUGAGAGUCCUCAUCUUAACUAAUUUGGUGCUUUAAACUUUUCACCUGUCCUGGUGUGAUUAGAUCUGUGAUUGGCUGAAUGAAGGAGGAGGUGGAGUCUGCCUGAUAUCAGUAAUUGUCAAAGAUUCCUUCAGACUGAUCUCAGUCAUUCUGCAUUUUUAAAUUAGACAGAAAUUAUCUGCAAACCUUCCACAGUCUCUGAGACUGACUGGCAGAUGCGACUGUUUGCAGACAGCUUGCCUCCUAAAAGGUGACGUGUGCAAUCAUUGUGCAAUCAAGCAGUUGUGCGUAUGCAACACCUUCAAGCUUUGAGCAAGCAUUUAAUCACCUCAAGCUGCAGCUGGUUGCAGAAGAUGAAAAAAUCAAUACCAGACACCGAUUUCUUAAUAGAUGGAAGGAGGUUGUGGUCCUAUUUUUAUUCAUGACUGAGCUGUUGGCUUGCUCUGAAUUGGAAGGUAGCUUUGUUGAGCUAAGUGUGUCCAGUGAUUUUCUUUAGAGACGAUUUAAUAUCAGUUUGCUCACCAAACGUUGUCUCGUUAUGGUUGUGCACAAGAUGACCACUCUUCUUCAUAAUAAUCCCAGGGUAUUUUAAUUUAUCAAUAGAAUAUUGCUAUGUGGUGUCCCUGUAUUGAUACAAUAUUGCCACAAAAAAUAUUGCAAGACUA
Oreochromis aureus is the source of this 1870-nucleotide messenger RNA. It is a transcript of the gene hddc2, whose product is annotated as HD domain containing 2. Gene Ontology annotation, cellular component: cytoplasm. The record is from RefSeq and is a predicted model, not a curated record. The transcript is spliced from 6 exons. Gene Ontology annotation, molecular function: 5'-deoxynucleotidase activity. NCBI's taxonomy places the organism in Eukaryota, Metazoa, Chordata, Actinopteri, Cichliformes, Cichlidae. Bases 60 to 728 code for a protein of 222 amino acids.